AUGCGCCAAACUCAACUCAUCAGGAGACUACGUUCUCAAAGACUCACUGAAGUGAGUUUAAGUCGAAGAAAUGUUCAUUCUCUGAGCCGUCGUAUGGACAUAUUCGACGAGCUCAAGGAGCCAAAAAACGAAGCUCCAGCUAAGAAGAAUGCCAGCACUGUUUUUGAUAUAGACGAGUUGAUAGCAAACUCGCCAGAUUUACAGCAAGGUCAGAUGUUUGGUCUGAACUACGACAAGUAUGCAUUUGGCAACACGGUGAAACAUCCAAGAGAUGUUGCAAAGGAAUUAAACGUUACGGGUGUAGCGGCAGGACGUACCGUCGAUGUCAAGUAUGGUAACGUUUCCGCUGCUUUGAGUCAGUUGACGAAAUUGGUACGUGUCGAAAAGAUACCUCAAAUGAAACAGCAGCAAAAGAGACACCUUAGACCCGCUCUUCUCCACGACUUGAAGCACAGGCAAUGGUGGAGAUCAAACUUCCUGUUGAGAUUCUCCAAUUUGUUAACAGAGAUUUUGGAUGCUAAGAGGAGGGGAUAUUAA
Messenger RNA from Candidozyma auris, 537 nucleotides. RefSeq names its product mitochondrial 37S ribosomal protein bS21m. Gene Ontology annotation, molecular function: structural constituent of ribosome. Gene Ontology annotation, cellular component: mitochondrial small ribosomal subunit; ribosome. The transcript has a single exon. NCBI's taxonomy places the organism in Eukaryota, Fungi, Ascomycota, Pichiomycetes, Serinales, Metschnikowiaceae. Gene Ontology annotation, biological process: translation; mitochondrial translational initiation. The coding region runs from base 1 to 537 and encodes 178 amino acids. The record is from RefSeq and is a predicted model, not a curated record.